CAUAAAAGCACAUCCCAACUUUAAAAACAUAGGAUAUAGCUAAAGAGAAAGACGAUGGAGGAUCAUCCGACAGGCUUCAGGUUCUACCCAACGGAGGAAGAGCUCAUCUCUUUCUAUUUGCACAACCAGCUCGAGGGCUCGCUACAAGACCAGCUCCGCCGGAUCAUUCCAGUCCUCGACAUUUAUGCCACCGAGCCAUGGAAUCUCCCUGAGCCUUCUGGAGAGCUGUGCCGAGAAGACAAAGAGCAGUGGUUCUUCUUCGCUCCGAUGCAGGAGAGAGAAGCCAGAGGAGGGAGACCAAGCAGAAGCACGGCGGUGGGUUAUUGGAAGGCCACUGGAUCGCCUGGUUACAUCCACUCAUCGGACAACAAAGUGAUUGGGAUAAAGAAGUCCAUGGUCUUCUACGUGGGAAAAGCUCCAACGGGAACCAAAACCAAAUGGAAAUUGAAUGACUACAGAGCCGCACAUAUAAUCUCACCUCCCUAUUCCAAUUGUGCAAGUUCUAGUAUGCCCAAGUUUAGGUUGAGGCAUGAAUUCGCACUGUGCCGUGUAUACGUUGUGUCUGGGAGCUCUCGAGCAUUUGAUCGUCGACCAUUGGAGUUGGUGGCUGGAGAAACAGUAGCAGGUGGACAUGGUGGCAGCACCGGCCACAGAUUGGCAUCCUCAUCAAGGCCGGUGAUAGAAAAUAAUGCUGGAAUUUCCGGUGACGGAGAGACCACAGGCAUGGAAAUAGAAGAACCGAUAUGGGAUUGGGAACAACUCAAUUGGUUUUAGCAGUCCUUAGAAAAAUCCAGUUUAUAUAUGGAUCUCAUCCACGGAAACAAUAUAGCUCUCGACGGGAAAAGGGUUCAUGUCCUCAUAUUAAGCGCAUAUACAAGAGAAUAAUAAAAAAUGAUCAAGAUCCGGUAUGUCUACUAUCGAUUC
Eucalyptus grandis is the source of this 924-nucleotide messenger RNA. Its product is annotated as NAC domain-containing protein 90. Gene Ontology annotation, biological process: regulation of DNA-templated transcription. The record is from RefSeq and is a predicted model, not a curated record. Gene Ontology annotation, molecular function: DNA binding. NCBI's taxonomy places the organism in Eukaryota, Viridiplantae, Streptophyta, Magnoliopsida, Myrtales, Myrtaceae. The transcript has 3 exons. Bases 55 to 774 code for a protein of 239 amino acids.